Messenger RNA from Anopheles nili, 3834 nucleotides. RefSeq names its product DDB1- and CUL4-associated factor 6-like. Gene Ontology annotation, cellular component: Cul4-RING E3 ubiquitin ligase complex; cytoplasm. Gene Ontology annotation, molecular function: protein binding. The transcript is spliced from 8 exons. The record is from RefSeq and is a predicted model, not a curated record. Gene Ontology annotation, biological process: positive regulation of transcription by RNA polymerase II. NCBI's taxonomy places the organism in Eukaryota, Metazoa, Arthropoda, Insecta, Diptera, Culicidae. Bases 1 to 3834 code for a protein of 1277 amino acids.
AUGUCGGGUUCGAGAAAGCGCAGCUUAUUUUACGACAUAUUCGAUGGCCCGAGUUCGCAAGACGAUCGGUACAGGACUCGCAUGUCGAUAGAUGCGAAAAAUUCGCUCGAGCUGCUGCGCAAGAUGACGAAACCGGUAAAGGUUGAAGGGCACAAGGGUUGCGUUAACACGCUCUUUUGGAGCGAGGACGGUCAGAUGCUGCUGUCGGGCUCGGACGAUCAACACAUCGGCGUAUGUAAUCCGUUCACCAGCACGAGAACGAUACACCGCGUAAGGACGAAGCACCGUGCGAACAUCUUCAGCGCACGCUUUUUGCCACAAUCUAACAAUAGAGAGGUGGUGUCCUGUUCGGGAGACGGUGUCGUACAGCACACUAAUCUCGAUAUGGUUGCUAAUGCACAGUUGGAUGUGAACGGUGGAUAUUGUACGACUUACUUCGCAUGCCACACUAGAGGUACGACGUAUGAGGUCACGACCAUACCGAACGAGCCUCGGGUAUUCUUAUCCUGCGGUGAGGAUGCCACCGUUCGUCUAUUUGAUCUGCGCUUUGCGACGAGCUGCUACCGCAGCAAUUGCAUGGAGAACGUCCUGAUCUAUAGUCCAGCGGCAACAACGGCUAUGGCGUUAUCGCCCACCUCACAGAACUAUAUCGCUGUUGGCAGCUCGGGUAGCAACGUACGGAUCUACGACCGGCGUUAUCUCGCUGUGAGGAAUUUUGCAGCGACCACGGAUUCCAGCGUGGAUCUGUACACCGUCCCGUUGAAGCUGUACACCAACCCGACGAACGAGAAGCGUCCGUUCCGUGUCACCUCGAUCGAGAUUGAUCGAAGCGAGCAGCAGAUGCUGGUGAACUACUCCUCCGAUCAUGUGUAUCUCUUCAACUUGAUGCAUCCUGGCCUUAUGUCGUCCCUUCGCGUGCCACUGGUAUCCGAGUGGGAAAUCGUCGGAAGAAUACCGAAGCGUAACACGAACCGACAACCGACGUCCGGUGAAGGACCUACACCCGUGCGUCGGCUCCGUUUGCGUGGCGAUUGGUCCGACACUGGUCCGGAAGCGCGCCCGUCGCAGGAAGCUAACUCCUCGAAUCUGCUCGCGAGUCAGGACCGGCCACGUUUGCAGGCCACUAUCAUGACGCGUAUGGCGGAGAUGAUGGCUCAGAUGCUGGCUGAUCCGCAGCUUCGCGAAGGUUUGAGAAGCCGUGCGAGCAGAGAUCGGCUUGUGUUUGAUGCUGAGCAUGCGAUUUUGGUCGCUGCUACUAGAGGAGGUACUGCUCCUGUCAGGCGCCUUCCGCACGCUGACCAAGACGUGGCGGAACAGGAGCCUUCAACGUCUGAUUCACCGCAGCCUGAAUGGGCUAGACCACAAGAGCGGCCCUCAACAUCGGUUGUAAGGCCUUACUUCCGUAACUUACGGCCAAGACCAUUGCAGUCUUCAACAUCCAUAGCAUCGCAGUCUUCGACAUCACAGCCUGCGACGGCCAGAGUUCAAAACCGUUCGAUGAUCAGAACACAACACUCUUCGCCGUCCAGAGCUCCACAGCCUUCGACGGCCAUAGAAUCGCAGCCUUCGACAUCCACAAUAUCGCAGCCUGCGUCUUGCACAGUUCCACAGUCCUCGGCGUCCAAAGCACAACAGCCUUCGACGUCCAGAGCACCGGAACCUUCGACUUCCAGAGCACCGGAACCCUCGACGUCUAGAUCACCACAGCCAUCGACGUCCAGAGCAUCGGAAUCGUCGACGUCUAGAGCACGUGCAUUACUCGCACCACCUAUAUCACUGGAAACUGAAACUGGCACGGCCAGACGGAAUCCUACGAUUGAGGGACGCAAUACGUUUAUCAUACAACACAACUAUUGCACCUGUGGUGAUCCCAGCGAGGAAGUCAUAACCUUCGAUACCUUCGAUUACGUCGUGCAGAAGUACGUCGGUCAUCGUAACGCUCGUACAUUAAUGAAGGAGGCCAAAUUUUGGGGCGAUAAUUUCGUAAUGUCCGGUUCCGACUGUGGUGGGAUAUUUACGUGGGAUCGCAAAACCGCCAAACUGGUCAUGCUGAUGGCCGGUGACAAUCAUGUAGUGAACUGCAUCCAGCCACACCCGACUCUACCGAUACUGGCCACGUCCGGUAUCGAUUACGAUAUCAAAAUUUGGGAACCUACCGCCGAGGAAAGCCAAUUUGAUGAAGGCGUUGCUAGUAAACUUAUGGAGCGCAAUGCAGUGAUGUUGGAAGAAACCAGGGACAUCAUAACGGUUCCUGCGUCGUUCAUGAUUCGGAUGUUGGCGUGCCUUCAUACGCUUCGAAACCGACCGUUGAAGCGGCUGCUUAAAACGGUUCCAAGCGUUCAAGAACGCUGGAUCGUGGGGGGUGAGGCGCCCGUCCUCAUCAUCGUUUCGUACGACGGCUUCCGGACGGAGUAUCUGCAGCGCAACAGCACCUCCUAUAUGAACGAACUGCGCCACAAUGGGACCACCAGUGCGUACCUACGGAACGUCUUCCCGACCAAAACCUUCCCGAAUCAUCACAGCAUUGCGACCGGUGUGUACCCAAACGUGCAUGGCGUGCUGUCCAGCACCCUGUACGAUUCGCAACAGGGUGAUCUGAACUACUCCUACGAGCUGUACCAUUUUAACCCCACCAUCAUGCCGAUCUGGGCCCUCAACCAACUCGCGGGAGGCCACAGUGGCUGCAUGAUGUGGCCAGGAUCAGACUUUGGGUAUGGUCCGAGUAAUGCCACCUGCAGCCACGUGCAACCACUGAACAUCUCCAUCCCAUGGACCGAUCGCAUCAACACCAUCUUCCGGUGGAUACGAGACACCGACCGACCCGCCAACCUCAUCAUGCUGUACAUCGAGGAACCGGACUACUACGGACACGUGUACGGUCCCGACUCCGACCGUAUCGAACAGCUGGUGGUGAAGCUGAACGACCUAACGCGCCAGCUGCACGCGAAAAUCGCCGACCUGCGGCUGCAGGAACGCGUCAACGUGGUACACCUAAGCGACCACGGCAUGGAACCGGUAAUGCCGAAGCAUUUUAUCAAUCUCACCGCACUGGUGGCGGACGAGCUGAAGUAUGACACGUACGGCACCUCGCCGGUGCUGCAAAUCGUGCCGAAGGUGAAGCAGGAGAAGUCGGAACUGUACCGGCAGCUGCGGAAGGCGGCUGAUGAGGAUGUACGGUUCGAUGUGUAUAUGCUGGAGAACUUGCCAGCUCGCUGGAGGUAUAAUAACUCCCGUCGGACUGGUCCGAUUACUGCCGUGGCGCAGCUUGGGUACGCGUUCGAUGAUAUGUGGAAGACGGUCGAGUACUAUCGUCAGCAUUUCGGUGUCGUAGUGACACCAGACACACAGUACGGCUUACACGGUUACGACAACUUCCUGCCGGUAAUGAACUCGAUCUUCUUCGCGUACGGACCCAGUAUCCGUGAGCAGCUGACCGUCGAACCGUUUGAUACGGUCGAUCUGUUCUAUCUGUUUUGCGAGAUACUUAACCUGAUGCCACCGACUUACCUGGAAGGCAACGUGAACCACAUUCAGCACAUUUUGAGCAACAGCUCCCGCGACGAUGACGAUGAUGAUCCCAACGGUGGCAAUAGUCCGGAUAGCUCGCGUGCGGAAACAAUCGCAGUGAUCUUCGCCGGCAGCCUCGUGGUUUCGUUUGCCAUCGUGAGUUUGUUUGCGCUAGCCGUCAUUUACCAGCGACGAAGACGCGAGCACAUGGUGCCACCUUAUCUGUACGAGGAAACGGAAACGUUCAUCGACGAAGGGAACAAGCUGUUGCACACGAGCACCACCAACUCGUCGAUAAACGGGGACGUCGUGUCGGUGGACGUCUGA